CCAUCAUCAGAGCGUCUGUUGUCGUUCUAUGCUUUUAUCGCCCGUUUCUUCCUUCCUGUUUUUUCCUUUCUCUUCGUUUCCACUCCUUUUGAUUUUUCCUUGCUCUCAAACCUACGACAGCCGGGGCCAGAUCAGCAUUUUCGUCUGUUCUCUUACUGAAGCUGCGGGACAGCUUCUCAUGUCCCCUUGUUCUCAGUUGCCUUCGCUUUACGAAUGAGUCCUUGUCAGUAGGCGGUCCCGGAUUAUUUGGCUGCCUUUUACCUUCUCGAACCCUCUUUAUCUUUUAUAUCAGGAUUGCCAAUCAAGCAGCAAUCCUUUUUUGCGCGACAAAUACCGGUUUUUUUUAAUCAAGAUGGACGGAAUGAAAGAGCCCAAGCCCCAGUGUGGCGCCAAGAAGGGUGGUCAACCGGCCGAGUAUGAUGUUGGCCUUCACGUUGCUGGUCUUUUUUUGGUCUUGGCCUUUUCGAUCUUUGGCGCUGGUUUCCCCGUUGUGGCCAAGAAGGUCAAGUGGAUGAAGGUUCCACCCAAGGUCUUCUUCGCAUGCAAGCAUUUCGGUACAGGCGUGCUCAUCGCGACGGCGUUUGUGCAUUUGCUUCCCACCGCCUUUGGCAACCUCAUGAACCCGUGCCUUCCGGAUCUCUUCACCGACGACUACCCACCUCUUCCAGGUGCUAUCAUGAUGGGAUCCAUGUUCAUUCUGUUCAGUAUCGAGAUGUGGAUCAACGCCAAGAUUGGCGGCCACUCCCACGGAGGACCUACCGGUGAUGUGAUGCACGACCACGGUCACGGAGCUGUCCAGCCUGCCCGGCCUCCUCGUUAUGGCCGCAACAGUUUCGAUGCCGAGGCGGACAGCAUUGACUUUGAGAAGCGAGUCGCCCAGCGCGCAUACAACGACGAGAAGUCACGCUUCCCUGCGCCUUACUCGGAGACUGUCUAUGGAGCGCCACCACCCGCCAACACCAACUUGUCCGACUCUGACAUGCCGCCUUGGUUCGUCGUUUUCUACGAGCAGUAUGUGCGUCAGCGUAUGGAGAUGAUGAACAUGAUCCGAACCACCCAGGAGAAGCAGACGUCGUCUCAGGUUGCUGUUACGGAAGUCAAGCAGGAAGAUCCGUUUUAUGAUGCAGAGGGCCAACAGGUUGACCCCGCUGUGUAUCGCAAGAUGUCUCUCAACAUUACCAUGCUUGAAGGUGGUAUCCUGUUCCACUCAGUGUUUGUCGGCAUGACCAUCUCCAUCACUAUUGAUGGUUUCAUCAUUCUGCUCGUCGCUAUUCUGUUCCACCAAAUGUUUGAGGGUCUUGGUCUUGGUUCCCGUAUUGCCGCUGUGCCAUACCCCAAGGGCAGCAUUCGUCCCUGGGUAUUAGUCGUCGCUUUCGGCACCACAGCCCCCAUCGGACAGGCCAUUGGACUCCUCACCCGCAGCACCUACGAUCCCGAAAGUGCAUUCGGUCUCAUCAUCGUCGGUGUAUUCAACGCCAUUUCAUCUGGUCUGCUGCUCUACGCUGCCCUCGUCGAUCUUUUGGCCGAAGAUUUUCUCUCCGAGGAGGCCAACCGCCUUCUUUCCAAUAAGCAAAAGAUUUCUGCUUUCUGCUACGUUCUCGCCGGAGCUGCGGGCAUGUCAAUUGUCGGUAUCUUCGCCUAAGCCUUUACCGAUACUCCCAGGAAGCAAACUUCCUCCACACACCCCUCGAUCAGUCUCACGCGAGGGUACACAACACCCAGUCCAGUCCAGUCACACGCCCAGUUUAUACGGCUCGCCGGAACGCCGAGGCUCACUUCAGCCGAUGAACUCCGAACUCGACAGGACUAUGAUAGCAGAGAUGAACGCUCGUUAUCUUUUAAAUGCUGCGCCGGAUUUUGUCUCACGGGUCG
Colletotrichum acutatum is the source of this 1872-nucleotide messenger RNA. Its product is annotated as ZIP zinc transporter. NCBI's taxonomy places the organism in Eukaryota, Fungi, Ascomycota, Sordariomycetes, Glomerellales, Glomerellaceae. Gene Ontology annotation, cellular component: plasma membrane. The transcript is spliced from 6 exons. Gene Ontology annotation, biological process: zinc ion transmembrane transport. The coding region runs from base 353 to 1642 and encodes 429 amino acids. Gene Ontology annotation, molecular function: zinc ion transmembrane transporter activity. The record is from RefSeq and is a predicted model, not a curated record.